AUUCAUUCCUUACACUUUUUUUUCUUACACACACAGGUUUCAUUCAUGAAUGACCAAGGCUCGACCCACCACUCGAAUGAAGGAAAUGAUAGUGUUGUAACUGUUAAGACCUCUCACCGUAAUGCUCCCUUGUCUCUGACUGAUAUGCCUGCAGAGGUGAUCAUGCAGCUUACUAUACACCUAAGCACUCGAGACUUUGCCAGCUUCAUCCAAACCAACCGGGUCAUCUACAGUAUCACUGACUCCCAUUAUGUCUGGCACCAGCGAUUUAUCAAAAGAUUUGGCCAAGGCCUUCUUGAGGAUUAUCUGAAAAGUCAUAGUCGAGCGGCCAAGGGCAAGGACGUGUCACGACAAGCGAGCAACUCUUCCUCCAGAACUUCAACAAGGCCAUCAACACCAGAGCAGUCUACUCGUGUUGGUAAUAGCGACUUGCCGGGGACAGUUUAUUAUGACCACCUUUAUCAUAAUCAUCAGGAUCCUGCAGGACGAGAAAGUGAAAGUGGAAGCACGGAUGGCGGUGAUGAUGACGAUGACGAUGGUGAUGAUGGUAAUGAAGAUAGCAAUAGUAGAGGUGAUCAAGAUGGUGACGAUGAUGUCGAUAAGAAUGCCAAGGAAUUGCCCAGCGAAUGUAGAAAAGUGGAUCUCCGCAAAACAAACGAACUCAGCAAGAGGCAACUUAUUGAACUAUACAAGUACUAUUCUCGUGUUGUUCUUCCCGCUGAAGACUUGUACAUUUGUCAUUUAGGCGACCAAUACUGGAAGAUAGUAGAGAGUAGCAGCAGCGAGUUUGGAAAAUUGGCACAGCUCUCUUCAGUUUGGUGGAUGGAUGUUCAAGGUGUGUUCUAUGGUGUUCCCCCUGGAAGAUACAAGGUCCAGUGGCGAGUCAAAGUUACCAGUGAUGCACCGAUAAUCAAUUCAGAGUUUCGAGCAGCACUAUUCAACAGAUUUGAGGAUAAGACUGCAGUUGACGAUCGGCUAGAAACCAUCUGUUUUAAGCCUCGCAAUAUACAAGAGUUUAUGGAUCAGACUGAUUCUCAAAUUUCUAAAAAAGCUCACAAGAGGCCAUUUAGAAGGCUGUUUAAAGAGAGGUUUACAAUCCUUGAAUUACCUGGAGAUCUGGUUAUUGAGGGUGAUUUUCAAAACGUAUUUUUGCAGAUCCGUAACUUUGAAGGAUGGAAAUCAGGGCUAUUCAUUGACUAUGUCCGACUUGUAGACAUGAAUGAUCCCAAAUGGAAUAAAAAGUUAUUAUCUGCACGCUCAGGAAAUUCUUCUACAGAAGGAUCUGAGGAGGAGGUCAAUGACGAUGGAGAGGAGUAUUAUCCAAGUUCUUCGUCUUCAAGCAUCCUUCAUCAGUUUCAAAACGGACUUGGGAUCGUUCCGGAUGUGAGGCUCAAUCCACUGACGUACCGUCCCAUAACAAUUUCGCGCACAACCUCAACUCAACCGACAACAGCGAGUUCCUCUUCUACAACUGGGAAUCAGUCUGAUGAUGAAGCAGACGUUAGAUUGCGUGGAUGGUAUAGACUUUAUGCUGUCCUUAUCCUGUAUUGCCUCUAUUUUGUGGACGCAAUAGGCAUUCCGUCUAAUCUCUGCCACAUUUUGUGUGUUGUUUUUACAUUCUUACUCUUUUAGCACAUGAGCUCUCUUAAGACAAGUGAACACUUUCUCGAACGCUUUUUGUAACCGAAGACAAAUAGUAAUAUCAUUCGCAUGCUUCUCGGACUUCUUUAUCUUCCCAUUUCUUCACAUUUAUUGCUGUUAUAGCUUGUAUAUCAAUUUAAUAAAAUAUGUACU
Molecule: messenger RNA, 1794 nt
Organism: Lobosporangium transversale
Lineage: Eukaryota; Fungi; Mortierellomycota; Mortierellomycetes; Mortierellales; Mortierellaceae
Exons: 4
Coding region: 46-1632 (528 amino acids)
Molecular function (GO): protein binding
Source: RefSeq, a predicted model, not a curated record